This is a messenger RNA of Seminavis robusta, 2253 nucleotides long. The record is from the annotation of a GenBank genome assembly. Lineage: Eukaryota; Bacillariophyta; Bacillariophyceae; Naviculales; Naviculaceae.
CGCAAGAAGCGGGUUAGGGAUACAAACACUGAAAGGAGAUCAAGUGUGAGAUCAGUUUGGUUUUCGCAAGAAAAAUGCUGCAGCAAUGACUUCUUUGGUGACCGUGACUGCAUCGCACCAUCCAUCGCUACCUGAACCAUGCACAGUCCCAUAACUUUGCUCGAUAACAUCUUAACUUCGUUGCACUAUGAUCCAUCAACUGAAAGCUAAGCUUGUAUGUUUCUCUCUCCUCUCUUUUGUCUUAGCCGGCACCUCGGCCCAACAAGCUCCGGUGUACAACGUGGCUCAGUUUUCCAAUGACACAAGCUUGCGAGUUCGACAAGACGUGUGCGAGCGGUACCGACGCUACGAUCAAGGAGAUGUGGAACUGCGACUUGCCCUGGACGGCAUGGCGCUACGUCCGCUUGCCAUUGCAUCCAACUUUUUCCAAUUGGAUGACGAGGGCAAGAUCGAUGCCAACAAUCCAGGCCAUCAGGUGGACGUUCUGGAUGAAUUGGCACGCCGUGCGGGAUUUACUUGGAGAGACUCCUUUGGUACCACUGGCUUUCUUCCUCCUGACACCACCCGUACUUACACGGAUCUUUUAAUGUGGGGAGCAGACUACUUUGAUUUCUUUGUGGCCAGGUGGGCGAACUCGUUGGAACGCCUUCAAAGCGGGAUUACAUUCCCACAGGGGUUCUACGACGAUUCACUGAUUCUGGUGGCAGUAGCCGAACCGCCCAAUGACACUACAAGCAUCAACAUGUGGCAGUGGUUGGAACCUUUUGAAACAGAAGUGUGGAUCUGCAUCGUUGUCACCAUCUUGUGUUCGGGAGUUCUCUUUCAGAUUCUCGACAUGCCCACACCCAAACAGAAACGAAAUAAUAAACACAGAAAGCCAACCUUUAACGAAUUCCGAAAACAACAGCAGCGUGGCUCCAUCACUGCUGGCGAUGACGGCGGAGGUGGCGACGGCUGGGACGACGACGAUGUUGCUGUCCCUCCACAGCGACGACGAAGUUCCGCAGAGAUGGGCGAAGCUGCUGCGGAAGCACUCUACGACGGCGCUCACACACUGGGGGAUGGGAUCUUUCUCUCCAGUCUACUUUUCACUCAACACUUUCAGUUUGUUCCCCGCACAAGUCCAGCUAGAUUGUUCAGUGCAUCCAUGGCACUAUGGGCACUGCUUAUUUCCUCCAACUACACUGCCAACCUUGCCAGUUUCUUUGUCAUUGAGAAUGCGCCAAGUGUGGAAAUUCAAUCCAUUGAGGAGGCUAUUCAAGCGAGGUAUCCCAUUUGUAUUUGGGGUGGCACGGCAUCCGCAAAGUACAUCACCGAUCAGUACCCGCAGGCUAUCACUGUAGAGGUGGACAAUGACAACGAGGACAUGUUCCGUGCCGUCAGAGAAAACAAAUGCGCUGUUGGAGUCACAGCAAGAGCCACCUUCGAAUUGUACAGGGACCAACAUAGUGCCAACCCGGACUGCGACGUGAUUUGGGUCGGCAGAGUUAUUCGAUAUUCCUCGGGAUCUUUUGGAGUCAAGGCUGAUUCUGGAAAACUUUGCACCAGCCUCAUCAGUGACGUGAUCAAUUUGCACCUCACCGAGAUGAAGGCAGAUGGAUUCCUCGACAAAGCUUGGAACGAUCACAUGGCCAAAAGUCACGAUCAAGACUGUGCAGCCCUUUCUUCUUCCAAAUCAGAGGAUGCAACAGCGAGUAGAUCACUCAAUGAAAUGGCUGGGACAUUCCUCAUUCAUUUGAUAUUUGCUGUUGCCGCAAUAAUACUCAUGAUCAUUUUGCGGCUUUUCGAAAAGUAUCAACAAAGGUCCGACGAAUCACGAAAACAUUUCCGCCAGAGUGUCGUGACGGGACGUCAAAGAACCACCAUACCUGCGAAGGCUCCACUGCCGAACAGUACCGAUACUGGUACAUGCAGCAACGUUAGCAUAGAUACGGAGGAGGUCAACGCACCAGCAAUCAGUUACAGUAGUCGCGCUCAACCACGGGUGGCCUUCAGCAGUGGAGAAACCCAACUGAAUGAUGUCUUGGCAUAUCUCAAGGCAAUGGAAGUCACGAAUCGUCAGAAGCAGAACGAAAUGGAGGAAAAGCUGAAUGCACUUGUGGAGCUCAUGCAGAACCAACAAAGCAAAAACAAGCUUUCAUCUUGGGAUCUGUAAAUCUUUGGGAAUUUUUGUCUAUCUAUAGUUGGUGCCUUUGAGUUACGAUAACCCACGUAGAAUCUCCGCUUCCUCAGUAAACCGAAGUCGCCUCCGUC